GCUCCUUCCCCGGAACAGCGGCCUCUGACACCAGCACAGCAAACCCGCUGGGAUCAAAGUGUACCAGUCGGCAGCAUGGGUCAUGUGUCUCCAGCUCUUCCCAGCACAACCUCACCCUCCUCAGGGCUCUGAGGGGGCGGAGAGGACAGGCCAGAGCGAUGAGGCUGGAGUGGGGACCUAGGCCAGCCGCACUGCCGUGGCCCGCUGGGAUGUGUGCUGCAGGACGUGCGGAGGGAGCCUUCACCCUCCAGAGCGUGGCCCAGCCAAUGCGCCCCAUUGCUUCCACAGCUACGAAAUGUGGGAACUGUGGACCCGGCUACUCCACCCCUCUGGAGGCCAUGAAAGGACCCAGGGAAGAGAUCGUCUACCUGCCCUGCAUUUACCGAAACACAGGCACUGAGGCCCCAGAUUAUCUGGCCACUGUGGAUGUUGACCCCAAGUCUCCCCAGUAUUGCCAGGUCAUCCACCGGCUGCCCAUGCCCAACCUGAAGGACGAGCUGCAUCACUCAGGAUGGAACACCUGCAGCAGCUGCUUCGGUGAUAGCACCAAGUCGCGCACCAAGCUGGUGCUGCCCAGUCUCAUCUCCUCUCGUAUCUAUGUGGUGGACGUGGGCUCUGAGCCCCGGGCCCCAAAGCUGCACAAGGUCAUUGAGCCCGAGGACAUCCAUGCCAAGUGCGAACUGGCCUUUCUCCACACCAGCCACUGCCUGGCCAGCGGGGAAGUGAUGAUCAGCUCCCUGGGAGACGUCAAGGGCAAUGGCAAAGGGGGUUUUGUGCUGCUGGAUGGGGAGACGUUCGAGGUGAAGGGGACGUGGGAGAGACCUGGGGGUGCUGCACCGUCGGGCUAUGACUUCUGGUACCAGCCUCGACACAAUGUCAUGAUCAGCACUGAGUGGGCAGCUCCCAAUGUCUUACGAGAUGGCUUCAACCCCGCUGAUGUGGAGGCUGGACUGUACGGGAGCCACUUAUAUGUAUGGGACUGGCAGCACCAUGAGAUUGUGCAGACCCUGUCUCUAAAAGAUGGGCUUAUUCCCUUGGAGAUCCGCUUCCUGCACAACCCAGACGCUGCCCAAGGCUUUGUGGGCUGCGCACUCAGCUCCACCAUCCAGCGCUUCUACAAGAACGAGGGAGGUACAUGGUCAGUGGAGAAGGUGAUCCAGGUGCCCCCCAAGAAAGUGAAGGGCUGGCUGCUGCCCGAAAUGCCAGGCCUGAUCACCGACAUCCUACUCUCCCUGGACGACCGCUUCCUCUACUUCAGCAACUGGCUGCAUGGGGACCUGAGGCAGUAUGACAUCUCUGACCCACAGAGACCCCGCCUCACAGGACAGCUCUUCCUCGGAGGCAGCAUUGUUAAGGGAGGCCCUGUGCAAGUGCUGGAGGACCAGGAACUAAAGUCCCAGCCAGAGCCCCUAGUGGUCAAGGGAAAACGGGUGGCUGGAGGCCCUCAGAUGAUCCAGCUCAGCCUGGAUGGGAAGCGCCUCUAUAUCACCACGUCACUGUACAGUGCCUGGGACAAGCAGUUUUACCCUGAUCUCAUCAGGGAAGGCUCUGUGAUGCUGCAGGUUGAUGUAGACACAGUAAAAGGAGGGCUGAAGUUGAACCCCAACUUCCUGGUGGACUUCGGGAAGGAGCCCCUUGGCCCAGCCCUUGCCCAUGAGCUCCGCUACCCUGGGGGCGAUUGUAGCUCUGACAUCUGGAUUUGAACUCCACCCUCAUCACCCACACUCCCUAUUUUGGGCCCUCACUUCCUUGGGGACCUGGCUUCAUUCUGCUCUCUCUUGGCACCCGACCCUUGGCAGCAUGUACCACACAGCCAAGCUGAGACUGUGGCAAUGUGUUGAGUCAUAUACCUUUACUCACCACUGUUGCUUGUUGCUCACUGUGCUGCUUUUCCAUGAGCUCUUGGAGGCACCAAGAAAUAAACUGGCAACCCUGUCCUUCA
This is a messenger RNA of Pan troglodytes (chimpanzee), 1942 nucleotides long. RefSeq names its product selenium binding protein 1 (gene SELENBP1). The coding region runs from base 159 to 1703 and encodes 514 amino acids. Lineage: Eukaryota; Metazoa; Chordata; Mammalia; Primates; Hominidae. The record is from RefSeq and is a predicted model, not a curated record. The transcript has 12 exons. Gene Ontology annotation, molecular function: selenium binding.